AUGGUCGGAAGUCGGACCGGACCUUGUCUUACCACCACCACCGUUCUUUUGCCAAAAUCGGUACAUUGCAACAAGGCCGUCUCGAGUUCCUUCGUUCAAUCGUGGAAGCACAGCACCAGGUACCCUCGCCAGAACAUACCAAUGUGUCGAUGGGAUCCAAGCGUCAAACUGAGUCGUUUGCGUACAGUUCAAUUCUACAUUACCAGCCAACAGACCCCGAGUUUCGCAGAAGCGUCCCCAGGUAUGACUAGAACUUCCCAGCCUGACUCGGAGCGACCCUCUCGCGCUAUGCCCCUGACUUUCUCCACGGAGCAUUUGGAUUCACUCCGACAAGGCGACCUCGAGGCGACCCACUCGAUAUAG
Molecule: messenger RNA, 363 nt
Organism: Guyanagaster necrorhizus
Lineage: Eukaryota; Fungi; Basidiomycota; Agaricomycetes; Agaricales; Physalacriaceae
Exons: 3
Coding region: 1-363 (120 amino acids)
Source: RefSeq, a predicted model, not a curated record